AAGAAAAGGAAGGCAGAGGCUCGUGCAGAUGACAGUGAAGUGGCCAGUGGCAGUGAGGGCCCCAAGCAGAGUGCAGUGUCAAGACUGCUCACUGUGUGUGUGAGUGUGAGUGUGUGUGUGAGGGGCAGGUGGGGGGCCUCCACCUGCUGAAUGAACCCCGUCAGCGUUGGGGAGUACCAUGGGCUUCGGGUGGGCUCAGCCUUGCUCAGCAUUGUGGCGGGCUGCAUCAUCAUUGGGGUGUCGAGGGAGUGUGACGCUGAUGCUGUAGGAGGGAUCUUUCUGGGAGCGGGAGGCCUCGGCCUGCUCAUAUCUAUCUACCCCUUUAUAAAAGCCUGGCUCAACAUCAACCACAUUCUUCCAUCCUUUGGAAACUUCAGAGUGCACCCCACACCUGCCAAUCCUGCUCCUGAUCAACCUGUAGAGACACUGAGAAGAGAAGGGACUCAGAGUCAACUGAACUUGGAGCGUUGUAAGAGUCGAAUGGGAACCUUUGUGGACGGUGGACCGAUGGCUGAGACCAAUCCAGAUGAGGGGACAUCAGACAUGCCAGACGUCUUAUCUCUACGGAAACUUAAGCAACUACCUUCUGAUCAAGACCUGCCAUGAUGUCAUCACAUGACCUGACCACUGACAAAUGUUGCUCAACUUCCCUGCUAAAUCUUCUUCAUUAGGUUUCUUUCUCCUCGUCCUGUUUGUUGAGAUCACCUCAUGAUAUUGUGCUUCUGUGGUCUAAUAAACCUCUC
Messenger RNA from Epinephelus moara (kelp grouper), 743 nucleotides. RefSeq names its product kinocilin (gene kncn). Bases 151 to 606 code for a protein of 151 amino acids. The transcript is spliced from 5 exons. Lineage: Eukaryota; Metazoa; Chordata; Actinopteri; Perciformes; Serranidae. The record is from RefSeq and is a predicted model, not a curated record.